Orbilia oligospora ATCC 24927 is the source of this 2508-nucleotide messenger RNA. RefSeq lists its product as uncharacterized. NCBI's taxonomy places the organism in Eukaryota, Fungi, Ascomycota, Orbiliomycetes, Orbiliales, Orbiliaceae. Gene Ontology annotation, biological process: rRNA processing. The record is from RefSeq and is a predicted model, not a curated record. The coding region runs from base 1 to 2508 and encodes 835 amino acids. The transcript has 2 exons. Gene Ontology annotation, cellular component: nucleus.
AUGCUGCCGCCAGACAGGAUAGUAGCACUGCUAUCCACAGUCGCAUCAACCAUCACUCCCUCAAAAGAGGAAGACGAAUCGAGAUUACACAAUAAUGUUGCUGUCUGCCUCGAUAUAAUCUAUUCGACCACUCUUCUCGAAGAUGCGAAUGCACAAGUCGCAGCCGGUGGACGGUACUCUGCAGAAAUCACAUCUUUUCUACACAAGAUCAAGACCAGGAUAUCGUCGCUCUUACAGAGCAGGACACCCCAGGCUCGAUGGGCCGGUGUAUGUCUUGUCAAAGCCGGGAUCGAGACUUCAUCGACGUUUUUGCAGGGUGUCGGGUUGUGGAUUCCUAUGCUGUUGAAGAUGGUUAAUAAACCACAAGACGGUGGCCCGAUCGCUGAAAGAGCCAUUGCGACUCUCACCCGCCUAUUCGUUCUCACAACCUCAAAGCCUACACUGACAAGAGAACUGACAUCGCCUCAUCUACCUACAUUCUCUCAGUACCUUCUCUCGAUAUCGGCAGCUUCGGCUAGUCCGGAUACUCUUCUCGUUGUUUUGCAGUCGAUAACUCAAAUCUUGAAGACGCAUCCCACAACCUUCCGUCCCCAACAGACGAAGACCCACCAACUAGUUAGGUCUAUAUUAUUCUCUGAAGAUGACAGAGUGCAUUCGGACGAGAUAGUACAAGCAGCUACGGUAGUCUAUGUCUCACUCAUAAAAUGUGCUCAGCCGAAGACACAGGCCGAAGAAUGGGUCAAACUCUUCAAAGAAACGAUAUCUACUACAGAACAGACCUGUGAUGUUUUAUUCGACAGUAUCAUUGAAGAGAAAGAUCUCGACAAGAACUCUCACAGACCCCGGGCAGAGACUCAAGUCCGCCAUUUGCUAUCUCCGGAAAGGAUCGGAAUAAAGAGAAUUUGCAUCCUGUUAGGUGUACUCCAAAGACUUCUCAGUCAUCCGACAACCUUCAAUCCGGCACCAUCAAUACCACUAUCCCCUCUUGUAUCCCUCUUGGACCGUAUGUUUGCAGUUCAUCCGGGUAUAAAACCCCAUCCAUCUGCCCCACCAUCUACCUACCAUCUAUUACUCGCCUCUUAUCCGACGGCCUUACUGUCUGCUAUUCCUCUAAUCACUACCGUUGUCACCCGUGCUUCACACUACUCCCCGUCUUUACCCCUCCAGUUCCUCCACCCGCUCACGUUCACAUUCACAACAUCUUCAAAACACCAUACGCCUCUGAAGGGCCUUGUGUACACCACUCUCUCACAAAUACUCUCUCUCACCGGCAGGACUCUGUCCCCAAAAGACGUCCAGCCCCUCCUCGAAAUUUUCUCUUCUGCUUGCGAAGACAUAAUCCCCCCUCCGCCACCCGUGAUAAUCACCAAGGAACCUGUCAGCACCCCGAAUUCUAUGUUGCUAACUCAGCCGACAUCGACCUACAAAAAACGAAAGGCCCCAGCGCUGCAGAACAAAGCCAAUACUCCAGCCGCUAGCAGUAUGCACGCCGAUCAAUUCCUCAAACCUUCUUUUUCUUCUUCAUCCUCUUCAAUUGUAGAGGAAACACCAUUGAUACUAUCAGCUAAAACGCUUCUUACAACCGUCCUAUUAACCCUCCCUUCCCCAUGUAUCCCCUCCGAAAUCCGCUCGAAACUGGAACGGACAAUGGUGUUAUCAUUCCACACGCCUGGCCUCCUAGCCGCAGUUCUCUACCCCAGCACAAAAAAGCGUGGAGGAAGUUUACUCCCACACCUGAUAGCAUCUCACACAAACGACUUGACACAAGCCAGCGUCGGUGGUAACCCCAUUGAUGAAGAGCACACCCUCUUAAACAUGGCAAUCGAAGCAACCCUCUACCCACGUAUGCAGGUUCUAAAACCCGUUUCCCAACCUGGGAACACCAGUGAUGGGAAUAGCGUCCUUGGGUCUCCAAUCGAAGGAAGAUUUUGGGGUUCGGCGGUAUCACCAUCACAGAAUGUUAACGUACUGCAACCAACAACGGCAUCAAUCGAUGAAAUUGUUUCACCACCGACGGGAGAGGUUGAUAUGACAGUUAAUAAUAAUAAUCCUAAUGAUGAUGCCCCAUCUGAGGAAGAAAGUUACUAUCCACCACCACCACCGGCGCCAGUCCCCCAACAUGCUACCCUUCCGGCUUCGUCACCAAAUAAACAAUCACAGGUCCCGAUGUCCCCGCCGUCAAUACCAUCUCGUCCUAAUAACUCCACCAAUGGCACCUCUUCUGACAACAAUAGCAAUACUAAUGGAGGUGGAAGGAAUUAUAUACCAGUCCCCUCUCCCGGUCGAGGGGUACAUGCCGCACUGCCGCCUAGUCCGUUAAGACAGAGUAUGAGUAUCUUCGAAGCCGCUGAGAUGGAAGAAGGAAAGGAGAGAGGGAGUAAGAGGGUUAAGCUGGGAGAUGACGGAAGGAGUCCGUUGAGCUUCGUAGAAGCAGUUGGUGGAAAUGCAGAAAGCGAUGACGAAGAGGAUAUCCCGGAGAUUGUGAUGGGAGAGAGCGAUGAUGAAUAA